Molecule: messenger RNA, 183 nt
Organism: Prunus armeniaca (apricot)
Lineage: Eukaryota; Viridiplantae; Streptophyta; Magnoliopsida; Rosales; Rosaceae
Source: the annotation of a GenBank genome assembly
AUGGCAGAUAUGCUAGUAGAUGGAGCUGCUCAUAACCAGAUGCUAUCUUUCAUGGACGACAAUGCAUGGUAUAAUCAGAUUAUGGUGGCAGAAGAAGACAUCCACAAAACAGCUUUCACGUGCACAGGACAUAUAGGUGCUUUUGAGUAUACUGUAAUGCCUUUUGGCUUAAGAAAUGCAUGA